Molecule: messenger RNA, 360 nt
Organism: Carica papaya (papaya)
Lineage: Eukaryota; Viridiplantae; Streptophyta; Magnoliopsida; Brassicales; Caricaceae
Source: RefSeq, a predicted model, not a curated record
AUGGAAGGUAAUGACAGACAAGCAAAAACGGCGUCGGAUCGUUCCAAAAUCACGGCAAGAAAAAGAAAAAGAUACGAAGAGUUUCAGCAACCAACGAUUUUGUCAUUACCAACCGAGUUAGUCAUGGAAAUCGUAGCUCGUGUUGGUGCAUCAUCGUUGCGCGAUUUAUUCGAGGUCAAGCUGAGCUGUAAAAGUUUAUACGCUAUAGCGGAAGAUUCCUACGUAUUCGAGAAGGUAUCAGUGGAAGAACUUCCCAAACUUCAAAUGUCACGGCGAUCAAAAGAACAGUCAUCUUCAUUCUACAGAAGGUGCAUUGAGUGUGGAAAUUCAGAAGCUUUGUACCGAGAAGGAGUGGUAUGA